This is a messenger RNA of Knipowitschia caucasica, 591 nucleotides long. The record is from the annotation of a GenBank genome assembly. NCBI's taxonomy places the organism in Eukaryota, Metazoa, Chordata, Actinopteri, Gobiiformes, Gobiidae.
AUGGGCUUCUGCCUCUGCGCCCGUGGAGGAAGCAGAGGACACUUGGGGGGAGGGGGAGGGGUGGAACACAUCAGACAUGAGGAGAGAGCAGAGGAGAGAGGGGGGAGAGGAGAGAGGAGUGAGGACGGAGGACAGAGGAGAGAGGACAGAGAAGAGAGGACAGAGGAGAGAGGACAGAGGAGGGAGGACAGAGGAGAGAGGACAGAGGAGGGAGGACAGAGGAGAGAGGACAGAGGAGGGAGGAGAGAGCAGAGAGGACAGAGGAGAGGGAGGAGAGAGGAGAGAGGAGUUAGGAGAGAGGAGAGAGGACAGAGGAGGGAGGACAGAGGAGAGAGGACAGAGGAGGGAGGACAGAGGAGAGAGGACAGAGGAGGGAGGAGAGAGGAGAGAGGACAAAGGAGAGAGGACAGAGGAGAGAGGACAGAGGAGGGAGGACAGAGGAGAGAGGACAGAGGAGGGAGGACAGAGGAGAGAGGACAGAGGAGGGAGGAGAGAGCAGAGAGGACAGAGGAGAGAGGACAGAGGAGAGAGGACAGAGGAGAGAGGACAGAGGAGAGAGGACAGAGGAGAGAGGAGGCUGACACUUUCUGA